Molecule: messenger RNA, 1497 nt
Organism: Phytophthora nicotianae INRA-310
Lineage: Eukaryota; Oomycota; Peronosporomycetes; Peronosporales; Peronosporaceae
Exons: 7
Coding region: 371-1126 (251 amino acids)
Biological process (GO): GPI anchor biosynthetic process
Cellular component (GO): membrane; glycosylphosphatidylinositol-N-acetylglucosaminyltransferase (GPI-GnT) complex
Source: RefSeq, a predicted model, not a curated record
CCGCCAUCAGUAGAUCUAUCUACAGUAGCAAAUGUGACAACGAACGCGCCGUUGGAUCGCAGAUGUGUAGCGCUACGUAGCACUGGCAAAUUUCAGGUGUGGAAUCGACAGUGCUGAAUCAGCGUCGACACCAUCGCAGGCACUCCACUUCGAAAUGCAACUUUGACGAUCACCUUAUUUUCGACCAAUUAGCGGCGCCACUUCCAGCUACACAAGAUGGCGGCGACAAAGGUGAGCAGACCUUGCUGUGCUGCGCUGUGCUAGACGGCUUACUCCCUGCUGCCUGCAUGCACAGCCCAAAUGGAAAAAGACCCUCUACGCGCCGCAGCCUUACGAGGACAACUACGUCGAUGAGACGUUCCUGGAGCAAAUGCGGACGAACGCUAACGUGCAAGAGCACGACUACGGGGGCAUGGUUCGCUCAGCCGCAGCCAUCACACAGCAGAUAUGCGCCGUCUUGAUCUUUUUCUCAGUUUUCGAGUUCGUCCGUCAAGAUGCAGUCUCCGCUGUGCUGCUGGGCGGUAUUGACGUGUUCCUGGCAGUAGUUGGCUUUGCUGUACUUCGUAUCUACCUCGGUCUACCCCUGCUGGACACACUGAGCUCGUGCCUGCUCUUCUGCGCCACGCUGUCACUGCUGUCGCCCGUACUGCGGACACUCACGAAGUCGUACGCGGACGACACGAUUUGGGCAUUGGUAACGUUUCUGGGGCUGCUACACCUCAUAACGCACGACUACAACUAUGUCAACUCGGGCAUCGGUCGCUUCAGCGGCACCAUCUCACUGAACGCCGCCAUCUUCACAGCGGUACUGCUAGGUUCGAGACUGCAGUCGAAUGAGCACGUAUUCGCGUUUGUGCUACUGGCUAUCGAGAUCUUCGCCAUGUUCCCCAUUUUCCAGCGCGAGGUCAAGCGCCACUCGGAGCGGCUGCACCUCAUAACGGCAGUUGCGCUGUUUGCACUCUCGUCGACACUGACUUGGCAGCUCUCUGGCCUGCUGAGUGUGCUAGCAGGUGCCUUCGUUCUCUUCCUGGCCUUCGUGUGCCCGCUCUGGUUCAUGCACGUGCAGGAGUCCAAGAAUGAGAUUCUCGGCCCUUGGGAUAUUGCACACAUCCAGCCCGAGCAGUAGCUGCGCCCGUGACGGCGAUAACCUAGCAGUUUGGGCGUCACCUCAGCGUAGUGACGGCGUAGGAAUCGUGGCUACGGAGCAGCAUUGACUGCAUGGCCUCCGUCGUGCUUUGCCCGCCAUUCGUUCAUUCAAAUGCACCAACGGACACGCGCCAAAGCAACUUCAAGCACCGUUGCACACCGUUUCGUUCGCCGCAUUUUCUUUCGAACCCGCCAACUGUAACUGAAUAAGUAUCUUUUGCCCGCAGCGUGCCUCUUCGCGCGCAAUGCUGGACGAACGCAGUUAUUUGAUUGUAGUAAUUUGAUAGAGUGAGAUCGGAGACUGCCGAGCGCUGCAAGGCUCUUCUUCCGCCCUCAGCUGCCGUCUGCCCG